GCCGGGCGGGGGGGGGUGUCGGGCGCGGGGUCUGCGGGAGAGUACGUAAGGGUGGGCGCGGGCGCAGGGCAGGAAAGCAGGCGGGGGGGCGGGCAGGAGGGCGUGGCGGGCGUGCAGCCCCCUGCUCGGCCCAGCUCCCCGCGGAGCCCCCCCAGCUCGCAGCGGGGCACGACCUGCCCGGCCCAGAGACCUGGGGCCCCGUUUGCGGGGCCUGGGCUACGGGGAAGCCGCGGGGCCGCGGGAGGUUUGCAGCCGCCUGCCUGCCUGCCUGCCUGCGGGAGCUGCGUGUGCUCUGGCUGGAGCCCCAGCGCCGCAGCAAGGAGCAGGUCGCGGUGAGGGUGAAGGGCGAGGAGGGGCCCUCCGACGAGAUGCAGCCCCCGGGGGCCCUGCAGGACCCUGGUGAUCCCCGGCGGGAGCAGCCCAGCACCCGUGGUGCGGACAGGCCUCUGGACCAGCCACCUCCCGGCCCCAGAGACGAGCCCCUGCCCCCCCAGCAACCAGGUGCUGGGACCCUGCCGAGAGCUGAGCAGCAGCCUGCUGAGGAGGGGCCGGUGAUCCUGGAGCUGCAGAGGACGUGCACAGGGAGCCUGGAGGAGAGGAGCUCCCUCACCCCUGAGCCAGGCCAAGUGCAGAAGGGGCAGGGCAGGCCUCCAAAGCAGGAGGAGAGCUCGGAGCUCCGGGAGGUGUUUGAGGACGUGGCUGUGUAUUUCACAUGGAAGGAGUGGGAGCUGCUGGAUGAUGACGACAAGGUGCUUUACCAGGAGCAGAUGCUGAAGAAUUACCAAGCCCUUGUUUCCCUGGGCUAUCGAGGUCCCACACCUGACUUAAUCUGCAGCAUCCAGCAAGGACGGGUGGAUCUUUGGACCUGUGCUGAUGAGGACUGUGGGGAAAUGUCAAGAUGGGAGGACCUGGUGCCAGGAGGUGCCUGGCUGCUGAGCAGAGCUGAGGAGCAGCCUCCUGUGGAAGAGUCUGCAGACAUGGAGCCAGCACAGAGUGCCCCAGGGAGUUUGGGUGAGAUGGACUCCCUGAGACCUGAGAAGGAGCGAUGCUACGAGAGUCAGGGGAGGCCCCAAAAGCAGAAGCAGAAGGAGAAGGACCGGUGCAUCCCCCGAGGGAGGAUCACUCACCACUGCACUGAGUGCCGGAAGAAUUUCACCUGCUUGCAAGACCUGUCCCAGCAUGAGUGUGUGCGGAAGCACUGCACCAAGUGUGGGAAGAGAUUCAGACAGCUCUCCAAUUUGGCGAGGCACUGGUGCAUGCAAAAAAAGGAGAAGCCGCAUCAGUGUUCAGACUGUGGGAAGACCUUCGCUCACUCCUCCAGGCUGGCUCGGCACCAGCGUAUCCACACAGGGGAGAAGCCACAUAAGUGUUCAGAGUGUGGGAAGAGUUUCAGUCACUCCUCCACCCUGGCUCAGCACCACCGUAUCCACACAGGGGAGAAGCCCCAUCAGUGCUCAGAGUGUGGGAAGAGCUUCACUCACUCCUCCACCCUGGCUCAGCACCACCGUAUCCACACAGGGGAGAAGCCCCAUCAGUGCUCAGAGUGUGGGAAGAGCUUCACUUUCUCCUUCCACCUGGCUCGGCACCAGCGUAUCCACACAGGGGAGAAGCCACAUAAGUGUUCAGAGUGUGGGAAGAGUUUCAGUCACUCCUCCCAGUUGGCUGAACACCAGCGUAUCCACACAGGGGAGAAGCCACAUCAGUGCUCACAGUGUGGGAAGAGCUUCACUCACUCCUCCACCCUGGCUCAGCACCACCGUAUCCACACAGGGGAGAAGCCCCAUCAGUGCUCAGAGUGUGAUAAGAGCUUCACUUUCUCCUCCCAGCUGGCCCAGGACCAGCGUAUCCACACAGGGGAGAAGCCAUAUCAGUGCUCCGAGUGUGGGAAGAGCUUCACUCAGGCCUCCACCCUGGCUCGGCACCAGCGUAUCCACACAGGGGAGAAGCCCCAUCAGUGCUCAGAGUGUGGGAAGAGCUUCACUCACUCCUCUACCCUGGUUCUGCACCAGCGUAUCCACACAGGGGAGAAGCAACAUCAGUGCUCACAGUGUGGGAAGAGCUUCACUUUCUCCUUCCACCUGGCUCAGCACCAGCGUAUCCACACAGGGGAGAAGCCACAUCAGUGCUCACAGUGUGGGAAGAGCUUCACUAGGUCCUCCCACCUGGCUCGGCACCAGCGUAUCCACACAAGGGAGAAGCCACAUCAGUGCUCACAGUGUGGGAAGAGCUUCACUCGGUCCUCCCACCUGGCUCGGCACCAGCGUAUCCACACAGGGGAGAAGAUACAUCAGUGUUCAGAGCGUGGUAAGAGUUUCAGUUACUCCUCCUACUUGGCUGAACACCAGCGUAUCCACACAGGGGAGAAGCCCCAUCAGUGCUCAGAGUGCGGGAAGAGCUUCACUUACUCCUCCGAGCUGGCUCUGCACCAGCGUAUCCACACAGGGGAGAAGCCCCAUCAGUGCUCAGAGUGCGGGAAGAGCUUCACUUACUCCUCCUCCCUGGCUCAGCACCACCGUAUCCACACAGGGGAGAAGCCCCAUCAGUGCUCAGAGUGUGGUAAGAGCUUCACUUUCUCCUCCCACCUGGCCCAGCAUCAGCGUAUCCACACAGGGGAGAAGCCAUAUCAGUGCUCAGACUGUGGGAAGAGCUUCACUCAGGCCUCCACCCUGGCUCAGCACCACCGUAUUCACACAGGGGAGAAGCCCCAUCAGUGCUCACAGUGUGGGAAGAGCUUCACUCACUCCUCCUCCCUGGCUCGGCACCAGCGUAUCCACACAGGGUAGAAGCCACAUCAGUGCUCACAGUGUGGGAAGAGCUUCACUCUCUCUUCCAUCCCGGCUACGCACCAGUGUAUCCACUGAAGGGUGAAGCCAACCUCAUCAGAACUGAGCACCACCAGGUGCCAGCUGCCCCUCCUGCCCUCCUUCCCUCCAUGCCAUUUUCUAGAGCAGCUUCUUUUGUAAUCAAGCCCAACAAUUUAAUGCGAUCGCACUGUUGUGGAUCUCUACAUCCUCUCAAGACCUAUGAAAUGUGAUAGUAGAGGGCAAGGAGGUGCAGGCUGUGACGUGUCCUGUCUCUUGUCUGGAAGGGUGGGGAAAGAAUGAAGGCAUCCUCUGGGUGAAAUUAAGCAUGUUGUAAUCUCCCUUGGGAAUACUGAGGCUUUCCUCCUUGUGCAAAAGCAAUCUGACUCCAUGCGUAUCCUGUAGGAGGUCUUCCACAAUGUUCAUUACCCAUCCUGCAGAAAAGGCCCUGGUGGUUAAAGUGGGCAGUAAGCUGACUAUGAGCCAGCAGUGUACUCUUGUUGCCAAGAAGGCUAAUGGCAUACCCCAGUAUGGACAUUUAUAGGAGUGUUGCUAGUAGCUCAAGGGAAGUGACUCUUCCCCUCUAUUUGGCACUGGAGAGGGCACGUGUGGAGUUGUGUGUCCAGUUGUGGGCCCCAAUACAGAAAGGAUGUGGAUGCAGGGAAGAGUCCAGCAGAGGGCAGAAAAAGUGGUGAGAGGGCUUGGGAACAUAACUUAUGAGGAGAGGCUGUGGGAAAUGGACUUAUUUCAGAGUAUCAUAGUUUCCUAGUAGCUAGGGUUGGGAGGGACCUGAACAGAUCAUGUAGCCUGACCCCUGCCGCAGGCAGGAAUGAAUGCUUCUUUCACAAGACCCCAGACAGGUGAUCGUCCAACGUCCUCUUGAACAUGCCCAAGGUAGGGGCGAGGACCACUUCCCUGUGAUGUUGGUUCCAGAUUUUGGCCACCCUAGCUGUAAAAUAUUGCCUUCUGAUCUCUAACCUAAACCUAUUCUCCAUCAGCUUAUUACCAUUGUUCCUCGUCACCCCAGGUGGUGCUGGGGAGAAAAGGGCUCUGCCUAUUUGCUGUUGAUCCCCCCCGAUGAGCUUGUAGGCAGCCACCAGGUCCUCCCUCAGUCUCCUCUUGCUGAGGCUGAACAGGUUCAGGUCCUUCAGUCUCUCCUCAUAGGGCCUGUCCUGCUGCCCUCUCACCAAGCGGGUGGCCCUGCUAUGAACCCUCUCCAGGCUGGACACAUCCCUUUUGAAGUGCGGCACCCAGAACUGGACACAGUACUCCAACUGUGGCCUGACCAGUGUCACAUAGAGGGGGAGGAUCACCUCUCUGGACCGGCUUGAGAUGCACCUUUGGAUGCAUGACAAGUUGUGGCUGGCCUUGCUGGCUGCGGUCUGGCAUUGGGGGCUCAUGUUCAUCUUGCAGUCAGUAAUGACUUCAAUAUCCCUUGCUGCCUCUGUGCUUUCAAGAGGGGAACUCCCCACCCUGUAUGUGUGCUGUGGAUUCCUUCUCCCCAGGUGCAGCACCCUGGACUUGUCUGUGUUGGACCCCAUCCUAUUCUCAUCUCCCUACUUUUUUGUUGUCUGUCUAAAUCUAGUCACAGCCUCUCUCUCCCUUCAAGUGUCCACCUCGCCCCACAUCUUAGUGUCAUCAGCCAACUUGGACAGCAUGCUUUGCACCCCCUCGUCCAAUUUACGGAUGAAAAUGUUAAACAGUGCGGGCCUGAGGAAAGAGCCCUGGGGGACCUCACUGCUCAUAUCUUACCAGGGUGAGGACAACCCAUCCACCACUACUCUGGGUGUGCCCCAUCAGCCAAUAUUUUACCCAUCCUACUGUGCAGGCAAUGAUGCCACAGUCACUUAAUUCAUUGAUGAGGAUGGGGUGAGAGACAGUGUCAAAGGCCUUCUUAAAGUCUAGAAAGACUAUGUCCACAGCGACACCAUCAUCCAAGGAUUUAGUUACUUGGUCGUAAAAGGCAAUCAGUUUGGUCUGGCAGGACCUGCCUUUGGUGAAGCCAUGCUGAUUGCCCCCAAGCAUGAUCUCCGCUGCCGGCCUCCCACAGAUGUGCUCCUUGAUGAUCCCCACCGAGAGAUUCCCGAGCACCGAGGUGAGGCUUACAGGCCUAUAGUUACUCAGGUCCUCCUUCCUCCCCUUCUUGAAAAUUGGGACCACAUUAGCCUGUUUCCAAUCCCCCGGCACCUGGCCAGAUGACCACGAAUGCUCAUCUAGCUGGGCCAAAGGCUCCGUGAUGACCCCUGCCAGCUCCCUCAACGCCCUUGGGUGGAGGGCAUGUGGACCUGCAGAUUUAAAAAUGUCUAGCCCUUCCAGAAGAUCCCUAACUACAUCUGCACUGACUGAAGGCUUGAUAGAGCUAUCCCCAAGGUUGUCCCUACCUCUGGUAGGUGGGAUAUCCCUGUCCCUGUUCAAGAAAACAGAGGCAAAGAAACUUAAAAAUAUCAGCUUUCUCUUCUGGCGUGGCCACCAGAUUACCAUUUGUGUCUUGCAGGGGCUCUACAUUGCCUGGUGCCCUCUUCUUGCUCCCAAUGUACUUGAAAAAAGACUUUUUGUUGUCCUUAAUCCUGGACGCUAGCCUGACCUCCAUCUCUGCCUUGGCCUUCCUAACAGCCUUCAAACACUCCCGAGCUGAGGCAAAGUACUCCUCCUUGGUGAUAGUUCCUCCCUUCCACUGGUUGUACGCCCCGCGUUUAGUCCUCAGGCUUUGCUGAAUUCCCCUGCUGAGCCAAGGGGGUUUCUGAGCGCUCUUACCCCCUUGCUUCUCUCAGGGACUGUUAUCCUUUGGGCCUGCAGGAUCGCCCCCUUAAGGUACGACCAUCCCUCGUAGGCUCCCAUCUUGUCUCCCUUCUGGGCCCUUAGUGCCUGCCCCACUAGUCUAAGCCCAUUGAAGUUGUUUUCUCAUUUAGUCUGGAGAAAAGAAUACUGAGGGAGGCUUGAAGGGCAGCCUUCAACUCCCUGCAGGAGGGUUCAAAAGAGGAUGGAGCUGGGCUGUUCUCAGUGGUGGCAGAUGCCAGAACAAGGAGCAACAGGCUCAAGUGGGAGUAAGGGAAGUUUAGGUUGGGUAUUUGAAGUAUUUUCUUACUAGAAGGGUAGUAAAACACUGGAAUAGGUUACCCAGAGAGGUAAGUGGUGGAAGCUUUAUCCUUGGAAGUUUUCAAAACCUGUCUAGACAAAGGUUAGUCUGGGAUGAUCUAUUUGGAGAUGGCCCUGCUUUGAGCAGGGGGUUGGACUAGAUGACCUCCUGAGGUACCUUCCAACCCUCAUUUUCUAUGGCUCUUUAGAGGCAUGCCUGUUCUCUACAUUUGGGAGUAUUGGUUAUAGCCCUGUUGGUCUUCCCUGACAUAUAUUUGUGUUUUCACAGACCUGCAUUUUGCAUAUCGUCUUAAGUUUCUAUUCCACUCAGGAGAGCCCACAAACACCAGCAUAAUCAUCCUGACUGAAGAAGGGUGUUUGUGCCCAAAAGCUUGUACAGAACUAUUAUUCCAAUGAUUUAGUUGAUCUAAUAAAAGAGGUCAAGUUUGCCCAAAGAA
This is a messenger RNA of Alligator mississippiensis (American alligator), 6334 nucleotides long. Its product is annotated as zinc finger protein 420-like. Gene Ontology annotation, biological process: regulation of transcription by RNA polymerase II. Gene Ontology annotation, molecular function: RNA polymerase II cis-regulatory region sequence-specific DNA binding; DNA-binding transcription factor activity, RNA polymerase II-specific. Lineage: Eukaryota; Metazoa; Chordata; Crocodylia; Alligatoridae. The transcript has 7 exons. Bases 369 to 2783 code for a protein of 804 amino acids. Gene Ontology annotation, cellular component: nucleus. The record is from RefSeq and is a predicted model, not a curated record.